AUGUCGCGGCACGUUGUGCGUGUGCGCGAGUCGCCUGUCCUGACACUAUCCCAGAAGGCGGCGUAUUAUUUGCCCUGCUCAUCGUGGUUGCCCGCAUACGGCCUCGACCUAUUUGUGCACGACGUGGUGGCCGGGCUGUCUCUGGCGUCGUAUCAGAUCCCGCUGAGCAUGUCUUUCGCCAACGCGGUGGCGCACGUGCCGCCCGUGUGCGGCCUGCUGGGGCUGUCGCUCGCGCCCGCUGUGUACGCAGUGCUGGGCACUGUGCCACAGAUGAUUGUGGGGCCCGAAGCGGCCGUGUCGAUGAUCAUCGGGCAAGCGAUCGAGAAAGUCGUCAAGCACAAUGACGGCGUGAAUCCUGUGGAUAUUCUUGUGGUGAUCACAUCGUUUUCAGGCGUGAUUUUGCUUGUGUUCGGGCUGCUGCGUUUCGGCUUCAUCGACAACGUGCUGUGCGGCACGCUGCUCCGCGGCUUUGUCGCCGCGAUCGGGCUAACCAUGAUUGUCAACUCAACGAUCGCGAUUCUCGGCAUCGACACGGUGCUGCUGCUGCUGCCGCCCGACGAGCACGUGCACUCGGCCGCGGAGAAGGUGAGAUUCAUCUGGCAGCACGGCCACCAGUACCACGCGGCCACCCUCGCGGUCGGCACCGCAGCGUUGUUCGUGCUGCUGGCGGCCAGCACGCUGAAAAAGACAAUUGCCCGGCGUCACGUGCGCGCGGCGUCUUUUUUCCCCGAGAUCCUGUUCGUGGUGGUGCUCUCAACAGUGCUCUCUGCGCACUUCCGCUUCGACAAAAAGGGCAUCCGUGUGCUCGGCACGGUCGACAUUGACGAGUUCCAGUUCACGGUGCCCUUCCGCAGCGAGCUGCGGCAAUGGUAUCCGCAGCUGUUUUCGACGUCGUUCAUGUGUGCCAUACUGGGCUUCUUCGAGAGCUCCUCGGCGGGCAAGAGUCUUGGCUCCAGCCUCCCGAUGCCCGUCUCGUCAAAUAGAGAGCUCGUGGCGCUCGGCACCGCCGGUCUCGUGCUCAGUUUUGUCGGUAGCCUUCCCUCCUUUGGUGGCUACGGCCGCUCCCGGCUCAACUCGUUCAUGGGGGCGAAAACCCCCGUUGCCGGCCUCGUGAUGGGGCUGGCCACGCUGCUGGUCACCACGUGCCUGCUCAGCUACGUCUACUACCUGCCGCUGUGCGUGCUGAACGCCAUCAUCGCUACAGUCGGCCUGACGUUGGUCCAGGAGACUCCACGUGACGUGCGAUUCCAUCUGCGCACGCGCGGCUACAACGAGCUGGCCACGUUCGUCGUCACGCUCGUCGCGUCGCUCGUCUACUCUAUCGAGCUCGGCGUCGCGCUCGGAUGCUUCUACUCGGUCGUUCGCGUGAUCAAACACUCCACCAAGUCACGCAUCCAGAUUCUGUCCAGGGUGGCGGGCACCGACGAGUUUGUCAGCUCCGACUUUGACGAAAACGCCGUCGGCCGCUCCGACACCACCACCUACCCCCUAGAGGACAGAGAGGCGUGUCUGAUCGUCAGGGUGCCGGAGCCGCUCACUUUCACCAACACGAACGACCUCAAGGCGCGGUUGCGGCGGCUGGAGCUGUGUGGCUCCGUCAGCGUGCACCCAGCAGCACAGAAAAAUGACCGGCCAAUAAGACACGUCGUAUUUGACCUGGACGGCAUGACGUCGGUGGACUCGUCCGCCGUGCAGAUCCUUCGAGACGUGAUUGUUGCAUACCAGCGGCGCGGAAUAAAUGUCUUCUUCUGCAGGGUCUUCAAGAGUGCGAAAUUGCUCGACCGGCUGCAGCUCUCGGGCAUAGCAGCCCUGCUACAAACCACCCAGGGCAGCGAGUUCGGCAUCGCGCAAAACUCGCCGCCGUACUACGACGAGAUUCUCGACGCCCUCAGAGCAGUCGACACCGUCGAGACCGCAUGCACGCUCGCCGAGGAACAAAGCCUGGUUUCCUACUACGACGGACUAUAG
Messenger RNA from Ogataea polymorpha, 1968 nucleotides. RefSeq lists its product as uncharacterized. Gene Ontology annotation, cellular component: membrane. Lineage: Eukaryota; Fungi; Ascomycota; Pichiomycetes; Pichiales; Pichiaceae. Gene Ontology annotation, molecular function: sulfate transmembrane transporter activity. The transcript is spliced from 2 exons. The record is from RefSeq and is a predicted model, not a curated record. Gene Ontology annotation, biological process: transmembrane transport. The coding region runs from base 1 to 1968 and encodes 655 amino acids.